Messenger RNA from Macaca mulatta (Rhesus monkey), 4460 nucleotides. Lineage: Eukaryota; Metazoa; Chordata; Mammalia; Primates; Cercopithecidae. The record is from RefSeq and is a predicted model, not a curated record.
GUUUUACAUUCUUCUUUAUACCAAUGCAGUCAUGAAAUACAAUAUUUUAUUAUUUUGGGGGGUACAAGUCAAAACUUCUGAUCCUCAGCUUUCUCUGAACCGUAAUCCCAGCUCACAGGGUCCCUGGGGAGAAUCAGACAAGGUGGCAUGUAAGCGUUAGCUGUGAGGGGUAAUGUGGGGUUACGGCUCCAGGGUGGAAGGUUUACAGUGUGCGAGGGCAGCCUAGAGCCAUGAGACCUACAGGGCUCUCUGGGUGUUGGGAGAUACCUCUUUCACUUCUUAUAACACUGCAAGAGACAGACAGGCUGGGUCUCACUGUGUCCAUUCUAAGGCUAAAAAACUGCAGCUCAGACCAGUUCAGCAACUCUCCUACAUCAUGUGGCUAAAGCUAAGAAUUGUGACCCAUUUUUCUGAAUCCAGGUCCCCGCGAUGCCCUGGGUUCAGACCCUAACACCCUCCCAUCCCUGAGUGCUGGGGAUUUAAGGCAGCAGUGCCUCCUUUCAGGAAAUCACACACACACUGGAAACUCCUGCAUGCUCCUCUUACUAUAAUCUGUCACCAAAGGCUGGAUAUUCCUGUGCUGGGGCUUGUGCCAGCGCCUUGGGCUGCCAGGUGCUGCUUUCCAACUCCCACAUGGGCUGCCCUCCCCCUACUGCUCCUCACAGGGCCCCCACUCCACCUGCUACCAGACGAGGCCGACUCCUGGCCAAGCUCAGGGGCACAGCAGAGGCGCUCUGUUUCUGAUUUUUCUCGCCUUCCUUGGAGAUGCCUGUGCUUGGAAGGGAAGGCAGAACAUUGCAUCUUGGAACAAAUCUGCUUUUGAUCAUGCAAAUGAAUGCCUGGUUAAUGUAGGCAGACUGUCAAUUUCACCAGUUAGAAAGAAAGAGAAAAGGGGGGGAAAUUCCUCAUGACAGCGCCUGAUGAAGAAUUUCAAUAGAAAGCUGCUACUUCAGAAAAUAAGAUCAUUUGCCGCGAAUGGAGAACAUCUCAGGCAGCCCUGAUGCUCCACCGAUGACCGAGGGAGCAGGGUCCUCGUCAGUUCCUGACCGUUGUGUCACUCCAGCUGACAGUGCUGCUAUGGGGCCCAACGGCACCUGAUCCCCACCUCCUGAGGUCUUGGAAUAGACGUCCAUCUCUCCAUAUACUGGAGGAGGCAUCCAGUCCCAGGGCACCUCCUGCUGCCUGGCCCCACCGGGUUUAUUUGAACAGUCUGACUUCAUCAAUCCACAGAGCCUUCUAACAAUUCAAGCUAAAUCCCAGUUCCUGGAAUAUGCCUUGCUCAAUAAAGUUUUACAAAAGAAAUGACAGGGAAUAAAUUCAGAGCCUCAUCUGUACUAGAUUCUUGCUUGUCCUUGCAGAGAGAAGCCUACUCAGAGUGGUUAGUGAAAACAGGAACCUGCCCUUCUGCAAGCCCUGUGCCUUCCUCGUUCCUAGCAGAGGAAGUAUGCGGCCAGUUUAGCAACUGCAGUUCUUCUGGGUAGCAUGGGCUGCUUCUCCACACUCGCGAGAGGCCCGGCUGCCUGUUUAUUCCGGAGCAGCAGCAGUUGACAGACGGAGAGGCAGUGACUCUGCGCCCAGCAAUCCCUCUGCAGACAGCUCCCACAGGAGUCAUGCACAGUGUGUGAAGCCCUGACACAGCCCCUUCUUUCACGGAGACUGAACUCUGACUGGCAAGACAGAACAGGAGUGAGUGCAAGCAACAGGAGAGAAGAGUGUUAAGGUAGAAGAACCCAGGCCUCCAGGACUGACUCAAACUUUCUCAUCUUGUGACCCUGGGCUCUGGGCAUCACCAGCGGCCCCAGGGAAAAAGAAAGAAAUGGGAAACAGCAUGAAAUCCGCCCCUGCACCUGCCGAGAGGCCCCUGCCCAACCCAGAGGGACUUGAUAGCGACUUCCUUGCCGUGCUGAGUGACUACCCAUCUCCUGACAUCAGUCCCCCGAUAUUCCGCCGAGGGGAGAAACUGCGUGUGAUUUCUGAUGAAGGGGGCUGGUGGAAAGCUAUUUCUCUUAGCACUGGUCGAGAGAGUUACAUCCCUGGAAUAUGUGUGGCCAGAGUUUACCAUGGCUGGCUGUUUGAGGGUCUGGGCAGAGACAAGGCCGAGGAGCUGCUGCAGCUGCCAGACACAAAGGUCGGCUCCUUCAUGAUCAGGGAGAGUGAGACCAAGAAAGGGUUUUACUCACUGUCGGUGAGACACAGGCAGGUAAAGCAUUACCGCAUUUUCCGCCUGCCCAACAACUGGUACUACAUUUCCCCGAGGCUCACCUUCCAGUGCCUGGAGGACCUGGUGAACCACUAUUCUGAGGUGGCUGAUGGCCUGUGCUGUGUGCUCACCACACCCUGCCUGACACAAAGCACGGCUGCCCCAGCAGUGAGGGCCUCCAACUCACCUGUCACCUUGCGUCAGAAGACCGUGGACUGGAGGAGAAUGUCCAGACUGCAUGAGAACCCUGAGGGAACAGAGAACCCACUUGGGGUAGACGAAUCCCUUUUCAGCUAUGGCCUUCGAGAGAGCAUAGCCUCUUACCUGUCCCUGACAAGUGAGGACAACACCUCCUUUGAUCGAAAGAAGAAAAGUGUCUCCCUGAUGUACAGUGGCAGCAAGAGAAAGAGCUCAUUCUUCUCAUCACCACCUUACUUUGAGGACUAGCCAAGAACAGACACAAUGGUUCAUGCCCAAAAGGAACAGAAGUUCCAACUAUUGCCUGGGAUCUUGCAAAAAGCAAGGUUCCCUGAUCCCCGGGAACCUCACAUAUUUUAAAAGCCAAGAGAAGCCACACGGAGACUCAAAUUCACAUCUUCUCUAUCCACAUCGUGACCAAAGGAACCCCCUCGCCCCCCGGUGUCUGAUCAGGGCUGUGGCAUCACGAAACAUUGGAUCAUGACAUGUCAGGCGAUGCUUGGAAAAGCCCAGCAUGUAUGUAUGCACACAUUGUGUGUGUGGGAAGGACAAAGCCACUCGCACAAGAAAGUGCACCAGGACUGUUCUCCAAGGAACUGUACCUGUCCAGAUAGUACUCUGAGGUCAUUGGAGAGAACUUCUGCAUGGGCAAGCCUGAGAGGGAGAGGAAACAAAAGCUGUGGCCUGGCAGAAGGUCUGGGUUUGCAGAUGGGUGCCCUGAAUGGAACUACUUUAACCAAUCCAUAGGGACCUCUGGUAUGAUUUCCUCUCUUUUUAAAGGAACUUCGUGACACUAAACAUUAGCCCAAAGGACUUCUUAGCCUUCAAAUGGGAGAUACCUUUGGCCUGCUCCCACACCAAAGCCAUGUGGGUGGAAGUCAGAUGGCCCCCUGAUUCUGCAGAGGGCCAGAAGAAUGAGAGGAAGGCUGCUGGCAGGGAAAUCAAGGGGACGAGCCUAGAACAGCACCAGCUUCCCUGAUGUCUGCAGUCACGGCUUUGCAGCGCAGACAGAGCUUCUCUGAGAUGCUGGGAUUCUUGUCUGUAUGAAUGCAUCAACUAUUCAUUUAUUGCCUGAAUAGGCAUUGCAUUAAGUCCUGUGUAAGGUGUCAGGCAAGCCAAAAAAAAAAAAAAAAAAAAAAGAUGCAUAAGUCCCAACCCCCAACAGAGGUGUUCACAGUGUAGACAGGGAAAAAAAAAUGUAUAAACAAAUGUGUAAAAAGAGAAAUCAGCUCAUGGCUUAGGAUGGAAUUGGAGACAGGUGAGAGACACUCAGGAGCUCAUUUUCCAGCUGCUCUUCAGAGUGGAAGGGCUGGCUGGAUCGGGUAGGUAAGAAUAGCUGGAUUUUUUUUUUUUUAAGAAAUGGACGCAGUCUAAAGAAUUAACUCACGCAGUACUUUAUUCUAAGAAGGGUCUGGCAUCCAUAUGAGGAAAAAUGCUGAACUCCAGGAAAGAUGGGGAGUUCAAGUGGAUUAAUGAUGUCACGCAUAAUUUUAAGAGACAAGGGAGAAAACACAAUGUAUAGCCAGAGAAGGAGAAGCUGCCAUCCAAAUCCUGCUAGGAAAAGAGUGGGCUGCAGAUGAAUCUAUGACUCAUGUUUCCCGGUUUCAAAGGGAUUCUGGGGAAGGAGGGGAACAUGCUUGCAGUACCUCUCCCUGUCUGUCUGCUCACAUAAGCAUUCCGUCCAUCUGAGCUCAUCGUGCUAGUGGUAUGUAUAUGUGCAGUUACACGACUUUCUGUAUCAUAGAUUCCAGUGUGUUUAUACAAGGAGACAUCUGUGGUUUCCCCAACAAUUCCAAAAGGCUAUUUCAAAGGAACCAGCCAACGUGCGAGAAAUGAAUGUAACACUGUGGAUAUUGACUUCCCGCAUAAGGCAGGUGACCCCCUGAACUCCAGAUGUCUGCACAGCAUCUUAUGUUCUUAUGUAUUGUUUUCUGUUGUGAAGAAUGUGAUUGGAAUGUUUGGGGAGCACCAGAGGGAUUUCUAAAUGGGAAGCAUUACACUUUGCUAAAUCAUGUAUUUAUUCCUGAUUAAAAUAAACCUAAUAAAUAUUUAACCUUUAGCA